AUGCCAGCGCCAAAGGCUGCGCCGGCGAGGCAUCGUCUCACUUUGGCACAAUUGUCUGCCUACGACGACAUCUUGACGGAUGCACUGGUCGACCAUGUCUAUUACUGGACGACGGUCCCCAAGAAUCGCCCGUCAUAUCACCCCUCGCGGGGCCUGUCGGAGAACGCCAUUGCGAAGAUUAUUCAGGACGAGUUGGUCCUGUGGAAAGACUUGGCGGCGGCAGAGGAGAAGCUGCUUGCAAUGGAUGGACUGAGGAAGUUCAUGAACAAAUUGAAGACAGACAGGGAAAAGGACGACUUCAAGCGACACCUGCGACGUUACUUGCAGAUUUACCUGCCGGAUUGCCCUUGGGAGGUCAGCUCCACUAACCGAUAUACGAUUGUCUCGCAUGAAGCAAGUAUCACGGCAAGGCGGUACAUUAAACGUAAUGAAUCGAUCAAGUACCUGUCGGGUAUUCAGGUUGUCAUCACGCCCGAGGAAGAGACGGAGAUUGCGGCACGCAAGAAGGAUUUCAGCAUGGUGAUUAGCUCGAGGAGUAAGAGCACAAGUCUCUUCAUGGGUCCCGCGCGAUUUGCAAACCACGACUGUAAUGCGAAUGCCAAAUUGAUGACGACUAGCAACGCUGGCAUUGAGAUUGUUGCUAUACGUCCUAUUGAAUCGGGCGAAGAGAUUACUGUCACGUAUGGAGAAAGCUAUUUUGGCGAGGACAACUGCGAGUGUCUAUGCGGCACAUGCGAAAAGGGACUAAGGAACGGUUGGGAGCCUGAGGAAGGCGCCGUAAGUAUUCAGACAAGUGCGGAAGAAGACAGGCCCGAGACGUAUGCUCUGCGGCGACGUCGACGGGAGGAUAGCGUUGGUGGAUCUCGAACUCCCUCUGUUACACCUGGAAUUCGUCCGCGAGUUCCAAGAACCAAGGCAAAGAGCUCACGGCUCAGCAAUGCUUACGGUUCGUCCGGCGCGGUGUCGCCGGCGCCUGGCUCACCAGUCGGCCGAAAGCGAAAAGCUGAUACCAUGGCAACGCCGCCCAUCACACCGGCAAAGAAGCCCAAACACACGAUUGAACAAGAGCUCCAUCCUGCGGCUUCAAGAGGAAGUUCUGUAAGCGAGAGUAUAUUGUCAAGUAAUGGGGAGGCUGUUGAGACAGAUGUCACAUCGCCCGAGAAGGACAGUCCUGAGCCCGUGCCUGAGACGCCAAUCAGGUUAUUGGCAAAUCGGCUGAAGGGGAGCGCCGACCAAAAAGAAGACCACACCAUUACAGCCAUUGCACCCUUUUCCCCUGAGAGCAUACAGAGUCAACAGUCACCACAAUCCACCAAGGACGGCGACACGAACGAAUCAUCCGCGACGUCGAAACCAGAACUCAGCGCCAUGUCAAUAUCGGCUAUUCUUAACGCACCUAGCAGCUCUGAGCCGGAGGUUACGGCUCCUAUUUCCGCGAGCAUAGAGGCAGUUGAUAUGUCCCAAAUAGCCACAAACGUCGACGAAGAAGAGCAGCCUCGGCCCAAGAGCAGACGACGCAGUUUUAGUAAGCAGGCUUCACCCCCAGCCAAGGUGCGCAGACCUGGUGAUUACGUUCUCACGCCAUUACUUCUCUCUGAACCGGAAAUGGCAUGGAUUCAAUGCACAGUCUGCAACGCAUACUUUGUACAGCAAAACGCUUACUAUACGCGGUCGGCGUGCCCCCGCUGCGAACGACAUUCCAAGUUGUACGGAUACAUCUGGCCCAAGACUGAAAAGGCAGGGCCCUCAGAUAAGGAAGAGCGGAUCCUGGAUCAUAGGAUUGUGCAUAGAUUCUUAGGCACGAAUGACGAGCGCAAAGCUCGAGGCAGAAAGUGUUUGCCGGAGAGGGAAGAGACAGAAGAGCCGAGUGAGCCCGAGAGGGGUCGGAGAUUACUGCGUGCACCAAUCAAAAAGAAGGAGAAGUCUAGCGACGAAGUUCAAGACUCGGUAACGGUCAAACUGAUCGAAGAGUCGGGACUUAGGCGAAGCGGGAGACCCAGAAAAUCACCUUCCUCCCUCGUCGUAGGACCUCACUUGUCAGAGCUCCGCAAAUCAAGUCAAGCAAUGAGUCUGAAGCGCAUUCUGGUCCUGGGCGGCGCACCGGCCGUGCUCGGUGCGGCAUGCAGCAAGGAUUACACUCGCAACGGGCUGGUCUGGGGAGACGCCAUCCGGCUGAACCAGAUUCAAGUUGUCGGCACGCACAACAGCUACCACGUCGAGGCGCCAGACGAGGAGAAGGCCCUGAUGCUCAACCUCAGCGCUGACACCCAGGACCUGUUUUACGGACACCCUCCGCUGGAAACGCAGCUUCAGGAACAGCAUGUGCGAAACCUGGAACUGGACGUCCUGGCUGAUCCCGAGGGCGGCAACUACGCAAAACCACUCAUCAAGGCGCUCGCCGGGCAGCCCUAUAACACGGGGCCCGAGUUCCAAACGCCCUCGACCAAGGUCUUGCACAUUCCCGACCUCGACAUCCACACCGUCUGCACGACAUUCACGGCCUGCCUCGGCGUCAUCAAGUCCUUUUUGGACGCCAAUCCGUGGGCGGUGCCAAUCCCCAUCAUGACUGAGUUCAAGACGGCCAACCCGCUGGGGCAGUCGCAAGGCGGCGCCAAAGUCAUUCCCUGGGAUAAUACCACGCUGCUGGACGGGCUGGACGCCGAGAUCCGCUCCGUCUUCACAAGCAGGCAGCUCAUCACGCCGGACGACAUUCGCCGGCCCGGCAUGACGCUCGAGGAGUCUGUCCUCAAGUACGGCUGGCCGGAUCUGGAUUCAGCAAGAGGCAGGGUCUUGUUCCUCAUGGACAACGGGCCCGAAGACCCCGUCAACGAAAAGUACAUCGAGGGAAGGCCAAACUUGGAAGGCAGAGUAUUGUUUACGAAUUCCGCACCGGGGAGGGCAGACUGCGCUUUUCAAAAGCUGAACGAUCCGGUGACGGAUGCGUACAUCCAGAAUGUGCAGGAGCAGGUCAAGGCGAACUACCUGGUGCGAGCACUGGCCGAUUCGGCGCUGAGCACGGUGCGAGACUGCAGCACGAUCCAGCGCGACGGGGCGUUCAAGUCCGGCGCGCACAUUGUUUCUACGGAUUUCCCGGUGGCGGGCAUGAGCGAGCGGUACGGCGGGUGCGAGUAUGUCGUUGAGCUUGGGGACGGCAAGGUGGCACGGUGUAAUCCUGUCAACGGGCCGAGAGGGUGCGUUGACGAGGAGCUGGAGUGA
Molecule: messenger RNA, 3216 nt
Organism: Metarhizium brunneum ARSEF 3297
Lineage: Eukaryota; Fungi; Ascomycota; Sordariomycetes; Hypocreales; Clavicipitaceae
Biological process (GO): lipid metabolic process
Molecular function (GO): phosphoric diester hydrolase activity
Source: RefSeq, a predicted model, not a curated record